This is a messenger RNA of Rattus norvegicus (Norway rat), 4364 nucleotides long. RefSeq names its product magnesium transporter 1 (gene Magt1). Gene Ontology annotation, biological process: protein N-linked glycosylation. NCBI's taxonomy places the organism in Eukaryota, Metazoa, Chordata, Mammalia, Rodentia, Muridae. Gene Ontology annotation, molecular function: magnesium ion transmembrane transporter activity. The record is from RefSeq and is a predicted model, not a curated record. Gene Ontology annotation, cellular component: plasma membrane; endoplasmic reticulum; oligosaccharyltransferase complex.
GAAAGUUUCGCCCGGUCGCCGAGAGAGACAAGCGAACAUGGCCUCGCCGAGGUGGCUCUGGUGUGUGUGUGCGACCGCAGCGGUCACACUGCUGCUCGUUUCCAAGGUUCCUUCGGCCUCUGCCCAAAGAAAGAAGGAGGAUUUCUGUGUAACAGAGCCCUAGCCAUCCUAGACUCACUCUGUAGACCAGUCUGGUCUCAAAUCUGCCUGCCUGUGUGUAGGCACAGCACUAAAGGAUAAUUUUUUGAAGAAACCUUGAGCAAGUUGUGAUGGCUUACGCUUGCAAUCCUAGGACCCUAGUACUCAGGUGAUUGUACGUUUCUGGCCAGUCUGAGCUGCAUGAUGGUGUUAGCUGAGAAGGUUAGUCAGCUGAUGGAAUGGACCAAUAAAAGACCUGUAAUAAGAAUGAAUGGAGACAAGUUCCGUCGCCUUGUUAAAGCACCACCAAGAAAUUACUCUGUUAUUGUCAUGUUUACUGCUCUCCAACUUCAUAGACAAUGUGUCGUUUGCAAGCAAGCUGAUGAAGAAUUCCAGAUUCUGGCAAAUUCUUGGCGAUACUCCAGUGCAUUUACCAACCGGAUAUUUUUUGCCAUGGUGGAUUUUGAUGAAGGCUCUGAUGUAUUUCAAAUGCUAAACAUGAAUUCAGCUCCAACUUUCAUCAACUUUCCUCCAAAAGGAAAACCCAAAAGGGCUGAUACAUAUGAGUUGCAGGUGCGAGGGUUUUCAGCUGAACAGAUUGCCCGGUGGAUCGCAGACAGAACUGACGUCAACAUUAGAGUAAUCAGACCUCCAAAUUAUGCUGGACCUCUAAUGUUGGGGUUGCUUCUUGCUGUUAUUGGUGGACUUGUGUAUCUGCGACGAAGUAAUAUGGAAUUCCUCUUUAAUAAAACCGGAUGGGCUUUUGCAGCAUUGUGUUUUGUACUUGCAAUGACAUCUGGCCAAAUGUGGAACCAUAUAAGAGGACCACCAUAUGCUCAUAAGAAUCCCCAUACAGGACAUGUGAAUUAUAUCCACGGAAGCAGCCAAGCACAGUUUGUAGCUGAAACCCACAUUGUUCUUCUCUUCAAUGGUGGGGUUACCUUAGGUAUGGUGCUUUUAUGUGAAGCUGCUGCCUCUGACAUGGAUAUUGGGAAGCGAAGGAUGAUGUGUAUUGCUGGGAUUGGACUUGUUGUGUUAUUCUUCAGUUGGAUGCUGUCCAUCUUUCGAUCAAAAUACCAUGGCUAUCCAUACAGCUUUCUGAUGAGUUAAAGAGGAUUCCAGAGAAACAUUGACACCGGUAAUGGAAACUGAAAAAUAAAACCUGUUUGGUGUUUGAAGAAUGCAACUCAUGUAUUUUAUCUUACCUCUUUUUGUCAAGUGAUCGAACUAGUUAAUCAUUUAACCAAAGAUCUGUAGUGCCUUAACAAGCAAUUGUGAGAUCAUGAAGUAUUUGGAAUUAUGUUCCUGUUAACCUUUCCUUCCCAAUGAACUUACGAAACAUUUGGGUUUUGUAGUAUUAAGUACUUUAUAAAAUUUAAAACUACUACGUCAUUUUACUUAGAGCAAAACUCAAAACUACUUUAGUUAACUUUUGGUCAUCUGCUUUUAUCUUACCUAAGGUUGGAUAGAAGGUUCUGAGCAGGAAUUUUCACCUCUGCCUAUUGCAAACAGCUGCAUCUGGAAGCGGUUACCUUUCCUUCUUUGUGCAGAUGUGUGUGCUUUACAGACCUUUCCUCUUGGGCCAAGGUAUCAUAUGCACUGUAGGAUCUGAAAAUGGACUGUGUAGCCUUUGGAAAGACACAUGCCUUGCUCUGUCUUUCUGACUGAAAUCAGCUACAUAGGCCUCCUUUUACACAUUAAGAAGUACCUCUAACUAAAGACUAUGAUUUGUGCAUGAGUGUGCUAUAACUACCUUGUACAUGAAAAGAUUUCUCAUUCAUUCUGUUUCUAGUUUUAUUUAAAGUGGCCCUACUCUAAUAAUAAUAGUUUGUUGCUAAAAAUCAGUAUAACUUACAAGUGGUCUCAAAUGUUUGUAUAAGUUACAUAUUGUCAUUGAUGUCGUUUUUUACCUAACAGAAAAAUAAGCUGAGUUGUGUUCAUGGAAAGGACUCUGUUAGAAUGAGAAAACAAAAUUGUGAAAUAUUGACUCGUUGUAUAGGUAUAGAAGUGAAAUAGUUAGGGGUUGGAGAUUUAGCUCAGUGGUAGAGCUCUUGCCUAGGAAGCGCAAGGCCCUGGGUUCGGUCCCCAGCUCCGAAAAAAAAAAAAAGAACCAAAAAAAAAAAAAAAGAAGUGAAAUAGUUUGCCAGGCUGCAGUAGACAAAGGCUGAGUUCUGUGAGUUUGUGUUCAGCCUGGGCUACAUAGUGAGACCCUGUAUCCAGGAGAAAAGGGGGAAAAAAGGAAGGAAGAAAAAUGACAUGUUUUCAAGCUUAGGCUGUAACUCAGAGGUAGCAUACUUGUCUAUCAUGUAUCACAUCCCAAUGCCAUAGGGGAAAAUAAGGAAGAUUUCUUGACUUGUGUCAAGAAAUAUGUAUUGUGUCUGUGUGGGUUUUUUUUUUUCUUUUGGUAAAAAUUGUUCCUUGAAAGCUGGUCUUUUGUUUUUUAGAAUACAUGUUCUGUAAAACCUGGGCUAUUUUUUAAUAAGUGUUUUCUUGAAACUUCUCUUUGAGACCUAGUUCUAGCUGGUCUUACCUCCCUUCUGGAGACCUGCCCCACCUCUAGCUCACUUUCACCCUCAUGUCUGAGCUUCACAAGUGCUGGGAUUGCAGGCAUGUGCCACCAUUGACUGUAGUCUGCUUUUGCUCUCACUUUAGCUUUUCUCUGCCCCACAAAUUAGAGAUACAAAGAGUGGUGGCAGGCACCUGCCUUUUCCGUUAGCUACCCUGCUGGCCGAAGUAGAAUCCACGAAGUCCAAGAACGUGAGACAGUCUGGCAUCAUAUUAACACCUCAUCUCAAAAAUAUGUCAGAAAAUAAAACUAUGAAGGGAUUUUACUUGAAUUUUAUCCUUUUUUUUCCCUGAUAGUGGAAAUAGCCAUAUAUGGUAACGUUUCCCAUGAGGAAUAUUUAAAUCAUGGUUAUGAUAUGGUUGACUCUGGCUUUUACCGUAAUUAUGCAGAGUAAUCAGAAAUGGCACUGUCAAAAAAAGUAUAGGGUUGGGCUGGAGAGAUGGCUCAGUGGUUAAGAGCACUGACUGCUCUUCCAGAGGUCCUGAGUUCAAUUCCCAGCAAACACAUGGUGGCUCACAACCAUCUGUAAUGGGAUCUGAUGCCCUCUUCUGGUGUGUCUGAAGACAGCUACAGUGUACUCACAUACAUAAAAUUAAUAGAUUUUUUUAAAAAAAGUAUAGGGUUGGAAUGGAGCUCAGUGAUAGAGCACUUGGCUAUGGUAGAGCACUUGGCUAUGGUAGAGCACUUAAAAGGGUGUGGGUUCAAUCCUAUACUUAGGAAUCCCAUAAAAACCUAGGAAUGUAGCUGGAAAAUGUAAAGACAUAUUAGGAAUAUUACAUUUAAAAUAUAGAGAUGAAUUGUGGUUGAGUUGAUAAAGUGCUUGCUUAGCAUACAUAAAGCCAUGGGUUUGAUCCACAACAUCACGUAAGCCAGGUAUGGUAGCACAUGUGUACAAUCCCAGUACACUCAGGAGACAGAGAUAGGAAGAUAGGUUCAACCUCAUCCUUGAGUAUAUAGUGAGUUUAAGGCCAACCUGAGCUACAGAAGACUCUAUCCCAAAGAGAAAAAUGAAAAAAGAAAAGAUACUGUGACUAUUCCCUGCUAUUGACCAUGUGAUAACCUUCCCAUGUCUUAUAUAAUAGAGGUUUGUGGAAAGAGAUGGACAUAAUUGACCCAGAAAAAAAUGUUUUGGGUGGUUUGUUGUUGUUGCUACAAAUUUGAUAACUAUGAGGAGGAUACAGUUGAUUGUUCCUUGUAAAUUAAGUGAUUCUUAAUUCCUUAUCUGCUAUUGUACUUGUCUCUGCCCAAUGAAUUUAUGCUGUGAUUCUUAGGAAACUUAGUGUGAAGACUUGCAGAAUUGAACUGGGCAGUACUCCUACUGUGUAACUUCUAGCUGCUGGUGUCUCCCAUGCUCAGUGUUUUGUGUCUUUUCUUUUUGUUUAAGAGCACCAUUCUUCAGUGUGGAGAAAGGCAUGCUCUGGCUAAAAUCUGUGGAAAGCAGAUUUUCUCAUUUAAAAUAGUGUUACUUUUGUGGAAAUUUUAAAUUUAGCUUUUAUCUGAAGUGCCUUAAGUAGAUUCUUAAUUUACUUUUCUAGUACUGGUUUAAAUAUAAUUCAUUAUGUAUUUUUAAUACACUGUUCAAAAAUGAUACAUUAUUAUAGCAGAGAUAACCAAAUGUCUGGCUUAUUGCUUCCUGUCAAUAAACUUUUUGCACUCUAAA